This is a messenger RNA of Cajanus cajan (pigeon pea), 1200 nucleotides long. Its product is annotated as putative F-box protein At1g65770. The record is from RefSeq and is a predicted model, not a curated record. Lineage: Eukaryota; Viridiplantae; Streptophyta; Magnoliopsida; Fabales; Fabaceae.
AUGGGGAAGAACAAAAAAAAGCAGCAGCAGAAGCAGCAACCUUCAGUCAACAAAGAAGUCCCCAAAUCCAAAUCCUGGCUCGACCUUCCAAACCAACUCGUUAACAGAAUAGAAGGGAACCCAAAUCUGGACAAAAACAUCAGUUUCGGGGGCAUAAUCAAGUCAUGGAGAACAACACCAAAGCACUGCAAUCCAGAUUCCAAGCUUCCCUGGCUUCAACUCUCCAACCCUGAUGGCACAAACAUUGAAAAAUAUCGCAUGCACAUUGCACAACGUGGCUCCAUCAGAACUUCAUUUGCAUGCAUGCCCUCGGGGUGCUGGUGCAGAUACUUCCUCAUAAAACUUCCAAGGUACCCUUGGAAGCAUUACGUGGGGUGUUCCAAUGGCAUCCUCAUAGCCGAGGCUGAACCCCUUUACGUGUACCAUCUGUGGAAUCCAACGCACAGAGAAAUGUUUCGUCUCCCUUUAUGGGACCCCAAGGUGCCAGUAAAACUCGCAGUGCUUUCCUCACCACGUGAAGAUCCAAAUUGCACGGUUAUGAUGCUAACGGGAAUUAGCCACCCCGCUUUUGCAUUCUAUAAACUGAGAAGAGGCUCUAAUAAUAGUAUGUGGAUAACAUCAGAUUCAGAACAUCAAUGGACCAUGGAAGAUUGUACCCUUACUGAGCCAUUAGGUCAACUACAGCAGGCUAUGCAAAUGCAAUUCGCUGAUGCCAUUGGUUUCAACGGUAAGUUCUAUGCUUUGAGUGUUCAGGGUAGUCUCGCGGUUAUAGAAGUCGUUGAUUCUUCCCCUAGAGUCACGGGUUUAAGUGCUACAAGGAUGGUUCCUUCGGUUUCAUCAAAGCACUUCAGAGAAUAUCUGCUUGAGUCUGAGGGAGAAAUAUUGCUGGUUUAUCUUAUAUCGAGAAAAUCAUCGGUGCACAAUGUGGAUGGUGUUGAGGUUUAUCGACUCAAUUUUGCUAGGCUCUCUUGGCUCAAGUUGGAGACACUUGGGGAAAGAGCAGUGUUUGUGGGGAGUAAUUGUAGCAUGUCUGUGAUGGCAAGUGAAGUAGGAUGUAGGAAGAACUGCAUCUAUUUUAGGCACCCUGUGGAUGAUGAUCUAUGGUGGGUAUAUGACAUGGAAUCAGGCAACAUAUCCCUCGGUUGGAGUGAGACAAAUCCAGCAACAUCUGCAAUUUGGAUUGAACAAAUAGAUGAGUAA